AAGUUUCUCGCAAUGGCCGACUCCAACGAACCCCAGCCGGUUGUACCGGUCCCUCGCUCCACUAAGCCCGUCAGCGAGGCCCUGCUGAACGAGAAGUGGGACCGCGCCAUCUCUUCCCUCAUCAUCCGUUCCUCCCUCGGUCUCUCCUUCGGUGUCGUCUUCUCUGUUCUGCUCUUCAAGCGGAGAGCCUGGCCCGCCUGGGUUGGUCUGGGCUUCGGUGCCGGCCGUGCUUGGGAGGAGGCUGACUCUUCCUUCCGUCGGGGUGACUCCCCCGUCAGAGAUGCUCUGCGCCGGUAGAGCAUCCCCGACUCGGCAUCUGUUUCUGUAUGAUACCUGUAUAGCUGGGAAGGAAAUCAAGUCGGCGGUGAGGGCACACAGUGGUGGUGCUGUUUAGAAGGCUCUUCUAGACUUUUCUUUAC
Messenger RNA from Aspergillus fijiensis CBS 313.89, 419 nucleotides. Its product is annotated as MICOS complex subunit MIC10. The transcript is spliced from 3 exons. Bases 13 to 297 code for a protein of 94 amino acids. Gene Ontology annotation, cellular component: MICOS complex; mitochondrial inner membrane; mitochondrion. The record is from RefSeq and is a predicted model, not a curated record. Lineage: Eukaryota; Fungi; Ascomycota; Eurotiomycetes; Eurotiales; Aspergillaceae.